UUUCUGGAAGGAUCUCUCGAUGGCAUAUGCUGCUUUCCAAAUUUGACAUUGUUUACACAACACAAAAGGCCAUCAAAGGGCAAGCCAUUGCAGAUCAUUUAGUUGAGCAUGCAGCGAAAGAUUAUGAGCCUAUUGAUUGGGAUUUUCUUGAUGAAGACAUUUUGGUAGUGGAGGCAAAAUCUGAGUCGGAUAAUUGGAGGCUCUUCUUUGAUGGAGUUGUUAACUAGCUUGGUUGUGGCCUUGGAGCCAUAUUGGUAUCCCCAAAGGGUGAUCAUUUUCCUAUUACUAUAAAACUUGAUUUUACUU
Messenger RNA from Rubroshorea leprosula, 306 nucleotides. NCBI's taxonomy places the organism in Eukaryota, Viridiplantae, Streptophyta, Magnoliopsida, Malvales, Dipterocarpaceae. The record is from the annotation of a GenBank genome assembly.